This is a messenger RNA of Cryptotermes secundus, 3907 nucleotides long. RefSeq names its product tyrosine-protein kinase Src42A (gene Src42A). Gene Ontology annotation, biological process: protein phosphorylation; innate immune response; cell surface receptor protein tyrosine kinase signaling pathway. The record is from RefSeq and is a predicted model, not a curated record. The transcript has 8 exons. Gene Ontology annotation, cellular component: extrinsic component of cytoplasmic side of plasma membrane. Lineage: Eukaryota; Metazoa; Arthropoda; Insecta; Blattodea; Kalotermitidae. Gene Ontology annotation, molecular function: ATP binding; non-membrane spanning protein tyrosine kinase activity; signaling receptor binding. The coding region runs from base 486 to 2039 and encodes 517 amino acids.
UCUUAAUUGGUACACACCACACAAUGCUUUUGUGUUAUAAAUUCGCGUAUGUGCUGAUAAUAUACUAUGAUACAUGGUGAUAUAUAUUAACUGCAUUAAUUUUGCUUAGAAAUGUCUAUUAGUAGCAAGCUGUAGAGUUACGAAUUGUAGAUGUUAUACAAGCAACUACUCAUCCAGAGAGUAUGAAAGAAAUUUCCAUUCAUGGCGAAAGUUGCAAUGCAUAGUGGGCCUUGAUAAGAGUGAACGGAUGGUGAAUGAUGUUCGGUUUGUGCUGGUGUACUUUUUGUAUUACACCAGAGGUUUCGUGAUUGUGAUCACCGUUUAAUGGUGUUUUGGCAUUACAAAAUACAUUGUUAGUGAUGGUGUGUGUGUCGUGUAUUGUGAGUACAGGGCGGUGAGGGUAAUAAUUAAUGAUUUGUGAUACUGCAUUUUGAAGACCCUGAGGUCGGCACUCAGCGUAGUUCAACAGUUAUCGGAGUGUCAAAAUGGGAAAUUGUUUCAGCCGUCAAAGAGCCACACCGAAAAAAGAACUGCCCUCUCUUAUAAAAGAUCCUAAUGUUCCAAGUCCCGUAAAUCCUCCUAUGACUGGAGGAGCUGAUCCUAUAGGUGUUGGUGGCAGUAGAGAACAAGGAAGGAAUGGCCCUAUGCCACCCAUUCCAGAACCAGAUAGUUCUGGUAGUACAAAUGCAAAAAUAUUUGUGGCAUUAUAUGAUUAUGAUGCAAGGACAGAUGAAGAUUUAAGUUUUAGAAAGGGAGAACAUUUGGAAAUCUUGAAUGACACUCAGGGUGAUUGGUGGCUAGCAAGAAGUAAGGCUACAAAACAAGAAGGAUAUAUCCCAUCAAACUAUGUUGCAAAGUUGAAAUCCAUUGAAGCAGAACCAUGGUACUUUGGCAAGAUAAAGCGUAUCGAGGCCGAGAAGAAGUUGCUGCUGCCAGAAAACGACCAUGGAGCAUUCCUCAUACGAGACUCGGAGAGCCGUCGCAACGAUUACUCCCUUUCUGUUCGGGAUGGAGAUACAGUGAAACAUUACCGCAUCAGACAACUGGACGAAGGGGGCUUCUUCAUUGCUCGUCGCACUACAUUCCGGACACUGCAGGAAUUGGUUGAACAUUACAGCAAGGAUGCAGAUGGCCUUUGUGUGAAUCUUCGCAGACCAUGCGUCCAGAUUGAGAAGCCAAUGACCAGUGGCCUGUCCCACAGCACACGAGACCAAUGGGAGAUUGAGCGCAGUUCCCUGAAGUUUGUGCGCAAGUUAGGACAUGGGCAGUUUGGUGAGGUUUGGGAAGGACUCUGGAACAACACGACACCUGUUGCUAUCAAGACGCUGAAACCAGGUACCAUGGAUCCCAAGGAUUUCCUCGCUGAGGCGCAGAUCAUGAAGAAACUGAGGCACCAGAAGCUGAUCCAGCUGUACGCAGUGUGCACCAUGGAGGAACCGAUAUACAUAAUCACAGAACUCAUGAAGAACGGCAGCCUCCUGGAGUUCCUGCAGGGUAAAGGACGCACGCUGAAACUGCCACAGCUUAUCGACAUGGCAGCACAGAUCGCUGCUGGCAUGGCCUACUUAGAGUCUCAGAAUUACAUCCACCGAGACUUAGCUGCCCGAAAUGUUCUCGUUGGGGAUAGCAAUAUUGUGAAAAUUGCAGACUUCGGCCUUGCUCGGCUCAUUAAGGAGGACGAAUAUGAGGCGCGUGUCGGAGCUCGGUUCCCCAUCAAGUGGACGGCUCCAGAAGCUGCCAACUACAGCAAAUUCUCUAUUAAGUCAGAUGUCUGGUCAUUUGGUAUCCUGCUUACAGAACUUGUUACAUAUGGACGUAUACCUUAUCCAGGUAUGACAAAUGCUGAAGUGUUGCACCAGGUGGAGCACGGUUACCGCAUGCCGUGCCCUCCAGGAUGUCCCACUGCCCUGUAUGACAUUAUGUUGGAAUGCUGGCACAAGGACCCCAUGAAGCGGCCAACAUUUGAGACCCUACAGUGGAAGCUAGAGGACUUCUUUACAAUGGAAGGUUCGGAGUACAAAGAGGCAUCGGCAUACUGAGAACACGCCCACCUCCCGGAAUGGCCACUCUCAACGCUACGGUUACGCCUUCCUCUUCCUCCCCUCCCCAUGUAGAGGGUGCUGUAAUGGGUUGCUUGGACAGCGAUUACUUCCAUCCCCUUCUUCCGUCACACCUGUCGCACAAGUCGCAUCUCCGAUGCAGCCGCCUACAGAUUCUGGCCAAUGACGCUGCAGUAAGCUGUGAUCCAGGACAACAGCCGAACAGUUCUUCUUGAUAUAAGCAAAAACAUGAACUUUGCUUUGCUGUCUUUAGCAUUUGGUGUAUCGAGUAUUCAUGUAUCAUCAACAUAGGUUUCCCUUGGACGGGGCAACUGGGUGCACCAAUAUUCUGUGAUAUAUGUCACCGUUGUCCACAGAAAUAUUUGUACUGCUUUGUACCAGUUGCAGUAUGUUUCACAUAACUCCACUCUCUUCCUUAUUAAACAGAGGAAUUUCUGUCUAAUUUUUCCAAGUUAAGGACUUCCCUCUCUUAAUGCUCGUUUUCCCCGAUUCCAGAAAUCUUGCUUCAUUGUUAAAUGCCCUCCCUUUAAACUUACCUCAGUUUAGUGGUGAAAUCUGUUGUCCGUUAGAGAAGCAUGAACGCACUCCAUGCUGUGAAAGAGAUAUCUCACGCAGAAAGACUGACCAUGUGCUCAAGUGUUGAAUUAAAUAUAGCUUGCUGUGUACUGGUAUUUGAGUCUGUUUUAUUGAAUUUGAGUUUCUCAUGUUGGUGACUAUGGAGAAUGUGGUAUUCUGGGCUAUAAUACGGUGUAGAUCGGAUAGCGCCUGAUGUUUCGGAGGAAAGUAUUGCAUCUCUCAUCAAGAUUGGGGAGUAGCAAGCUUACUCUUCUCAGGGGACAAAGUGAACUGGGUAAUAACUGAUUGUUAUGUCACAUAUGCAGAUGCAGUAUAAACGCAGUUUGGCCUUCAGCAUGUGUUCAUUUUGUUUUCCACCAGCCUUAAACCAGGCCUGUACUUUUUGCAAGCCUGAACUUAGUAAUAUUAUUGACACAUUCAGUGUAGAAAGAUGAUGUCUUACCUUGUGUGAUUUGAGGUUCCGCAGCAGCGUCUGUGAAGAUUAGUGCCUUCUGGGAUGUGACACCGUGUAGUUUGGUAGACUGUUACCAACAUUUUGGCACAACCUGCAGUUUCUAUUGUCACGUUCUUCUAACAUAAAGAUGGAUGAAGCAUGUUCCUCCUAAAUGUUGGUAAUGAGCUACCAGACUGCACUGCAUCACAUUCCAGAAGACAGUAAUGUUCAGUGUCUUCUCUCUGUUGUCACAUGGAAUUACUGUGGCUUGUGAUGCUGUUACAUCGGUGCUUUGAUGAUGUUUUGUCAGGUAUCCAGUAAAUCUGGCGGCAUGUCUGAAAUGUACUGCCUCCAUGUAUAUGACCUCAGUAUACCUGACUAUGAUGAUGAUGAUGAUGAUGAUGAUUAGCUGUUGAAAUAUGUAGUAUGUAUUGGGAGGUGGGAUAGCUAAGUUGGUGUAGUGACUGGGCUAAGGGCUGAAUGACAUGGGAAUCCUUCUUUCAUUCUGGUGUUCAGAAUCGCUCAGGGGCUUUUCCCCAGCGAUAAUGUGGCUGGUGCAUAAAUCUGCACAUGCACCCCAUGAAGUGCUGAAGGAGUGUGUGGAACUGUACCACCAUUUCCCCAUAUAUCUUCAUGGUGUUUUGCUUAAGCCAGGGUGGCUUGUGGGCAAAUGCUGUUGUAUAUAAAACCCACAGUACUUCCUGAAAUGACCUUCAGAGAGUAACACAAAAAAUUCAGGUUGAAGUAGAUGCUUUCUUCCAAACAUUGGGAUGUCACAUUUGGUGACAUCUGUUGACAGAAGUGAUAUACUAAUUGAUGAACAAUGAAUGAGCUGAUC